AAGAUCCGGGUUUCCCCCCGCGGAGCGCAGGCCAAGGCUCGCCUCGAAGUUUUACCCAAAGUUCAGCAUUCCAGCAAAUACAGAGAAAUUAAUUUUUACCCCCACGCGCCACCGGCUGGUGCUCCCGUUGCUCUGGCACCAGCUCUCACUGCCGGGCCGGAUUUGGCAGCAGGUCCCUGGGCAGAGGUGCUGCCCCAGUGGUGAUGGCCGUGCCCUAGGGAAGACCCACAAUGAACCCAAGCGGGGCCUCACACCUCUCCAGCUCCUCGCCUCUGCCAGGGGGCUCGCUGCUGGCCCUGCUGGCCCCCGAGCCCUCCCCGUCCCCCCCCAGCGGGACACCUUCUCCCGGGCCCCCCCCAGCCCUGCUGGAAGGGGACUGGGAAGGGCGGGAGGAGCUGCGGCUGCGGGAGCUGGAGGAGGCACGAGCGCGGGCGGCCCAGAUGGAGAAGACAAUGCGAUGGUGGUCAGACUGCACGGCCAACUGGCGGGAGAAGUGGAGCAAGGUGCGAGCCGAGCGCAACCGGGCGCGCGAGGAGGUGCGACAGCUGCGGCAUCGCCUGGAGGCCCUCACAAAGGAGCUGGCCGGGCUGCGCCGAGACCGUGACCGCCCCGAGGAGCACCUGCUGCCCCAGGGCCCCUCUGGUGCCCAUCAGGGCCCCGCCGGUGCCCAGCAGGCCGAGGGAGAGGCUGAUCCCGAACAGGAGCCCGUGCGGGAUGUGGGGGCUGAGGCUCCCCAGAGAACCAAGGAGCUGGAGCUGAUGGAAAAUGUCUUGACAAGCAAGCAGGAGGAGAGCUGGGAGCAGCGGGGUCCCCGAGCCUCCCUCACCCGCCAGGAACGGAGCCACUUACUCUGGGAGGACAUCAGCAUCAUGAAGGAGGAUGCCACCAAAGUCACUGCCCUGAAGCUGAGGCUCGAUGAGUCCCAAAAAGUGCUGCUCAAGGAGCGGGAGGACAAGCUGGCACUCAGCAAAAGCAUAGAGAAACUCGAGGGUGAGCUCAGCCAGUGGAAGAUCAAAUACGAGGAGCUCAACAAGAACAAGCAGGAGGUGGUGAAGCAGCUCAACAUCCUGAAGGAGAUCCACCAGGACGAACUGGGACGCAUCUCUGAGGACCUGGAGGAUGAGCUGGGCGCCCGCUCCAGCAUGGACAAGAAGCUGGCUGAGCUGCGGGCAGAGAUGGAGCGGCUGCAGGAGGAGAACGCGGCCGAGUGGGGCCGUCGGGAGCGGCUGGAGACGGAGAAGCUGAGCCUGGAGCGGGAGAACAAGAAGCUGAGGGCACAGAUAGAGGACCUGGAGGAGGUGCUAGCUCGCAAGCGGCGCCAGACAGCCAGCACUCUGGACACAGACUUCAAAACCAUCCAGGCUGAGCUCUUCGAGAAGAACAAGGAGCUGGCUGACCUGAAGCAUAUCCACACCAAGCUGAAGAAGCAGUACCAGGAGAAAAUGGCCGAGCUGGCCCACGCCAACCGCCGCAUGGAGCAGCAUGAGGGUGAGGUGAAGAAGCUGCGCCUGAGGGUAGAGGAGUUGAAGAAGGAGCUGGCCCAAGCUGAGGAUGAGCUGGAUGAGGCCCACAACCAGACACGGAAGCUGCAGAGGUCGCUGGAUGAGCAGACAGAGCAGAGUGAGAGCUUCCAGGUGCAGCUGGAGCAUCUCCAGUCCCGGCUGAGGCGGCAGCAGAGCACCCCUCUCUUUGGCAAGAUGUGCAGCGCCCGCUUCAGCCCUGAUGACACCGGGGACGGCACCAGCGACCCUGAUGAGGAUGAGGACCUGCAGAUCCAGGUGCCCUAGAGCCCAGAGUGCUGCCACUAUGGAGACAUCCCAUGGCACUCUUCUGCCCUCAAGUGCCUGUCACCAGAGGACCCAGCCAUGCCGUGACCUUUGUUUAGAUGGGAAAACAGAGGCAUUGCCUUCUGGACAGUAUCCAAUGCCCCUUGGCCACCAGAUUUUCCUGGGACACAGAUGUGGCCACCAAAGCUAUCACCAGGCAGCCCAGGAGGAGCAAGAGGAGCAGGAGGGCAGAGAGGGGCAGUGGGCCCUGCUGCCAGCCACACCCUCCUGCCUACUUUUCUAUA
Calypte anna (Anna's hummingbird) is the source of this 2071-nucleotide messenger RNA. RefSeq names its product coiled-coil domain containing 102A (gene CCDC102A). The record is from RefSeq and is a predicted model, not a curated record. The transcript is spliced from 9 exons. Lineage: Eukaryota; Metazoa; Chordata; Aves; Apodiformes; Trochilidae. The coding region runs from base 231 to 1787 and encodes 518 amino acids. Gene Ontology annotation, cellular component: myosin complex.